UAGAGCCCCUAGUCCAGAGAAGGGGGUUGUGCAUGAGGCUGGAGUCUGCCAAGGGCAAAAACUGUCCAGCGGGUAGCCGAAGGCCAGGACAGGGCGGAGACAUCCUAGAGACCCACAUCACGCGCCCAUCCUCCUCCUCCUCCGGGCGCGCGGGCUCUUUAAGCAGGGGGCUGGGGGCGUGUCAGGAAAUGCGGCCUGGACCCGCCCCGGCCGGGAGGCGGCCGCGGAUGUCCGGCGCCAACCCGUGGUCUCGCCGGCCCGAGCAGCAGCAGCAGCAGGCCUCCCGACCUCCGUCCACCUGCGCCUGCUCUCAUGAGUCGCUCGGACCGGGAGCCGGGUGUGCAGCAGCACCGGCGGCCUCACCCCCGUGCAGCCUGUGACCCCAAGAGGCCCGCGGAGGCGUCUGCCGGCCAGCCCCUGGGUCCCCGCUGAGGCUCCGCGCUCCUGCCUGGGGGGGCUCCGUUCCGGCCUGCCUUGACCCCGGGCUCCUCUGUCGCCAUGAACAGGGCCCCGCUGAAGCGAUCCCGAAUCCUGCACAUGGCGCUCACAGGGGCCUCCGAUCCCUCGGGAGAUGCGGAGGCGGGCGGUGGGCAGAAGCCAUUUCUGCUGCGAGCCGUGCAGAUCGCGCUGGUCGUCUGCCUGUACUGGGUCAUCUCUAUCUCCAUGGUGUUCCUCAACAAGUACCUGCUCGACAGCCCCUCCCUGCGGCUGGACGCCCCCAUCUUCGUCACCUUCUACCAGUGCCUGGUGACCACGCUGCUGUGCAAGGGCCUCAGCGCGCUGGCCACCUGCUGCCCCGGGACCCUGGACUUCCCCACCCUGCACCUGGACCUUGGCGUGGCCCGCAGCGUGCUGCCCCUGUCGUUGGUCUUCAUCGGCAUGAUCACCUUUAAUAACCUCUGCCUCAAGUACGUGGGCGUGGCUUUCUACAACGUGGGCCGCUCGCUCACCACCGUCUUCAACGUGCUGCUCUCCUACCUGCUGCUGAAGCACACCACCUCGUUCUACGCCUUGCUCACCUGCGGAGUCAUCAUUGGUGGCUUCUGGCUGGGCGUGGACCAGGAGGGGGCCGAGGGCACGCUGUCUCUGGCAGGCACCGUCUUCGGGGUGCUGGCCAGCCUCUGCGUCUCCCUCAACGCCAUUUACACCAAGAAGGUGCUGCCGGCUGUGGAUGGCAGCAUCUGGCGCCUGACUUUCUACAACAACCUCAAUGCCUGCGUGCUUUUCCUGCCCCUGCUGCUGCUCCUCGGGGAGCUGCAGGCCCUCCGUGACUUUGCCCAGCUCGGCAGCGCCCACUUCUGGGGCAUGAUGACCCUGGGCGGCCUGUUCGGCUUCGCCAUCGGCUACGUGACGGGCCUGCAGAUCAAGUUCACCAGUCCCUUGACCCACAACGUGUCGGGCACAGCCAAGGCCUGCGCGCAGACCGUGUUGGCCGUGCUCUACUACGAAGAGACCAAGAGCUUCCUGUGGUGGACCAGCAACCUCAUGGUGCUGGGGGGCUCCUCCGCCUACACCUGGGUCAGAGGCUGGGAAAUGCAGAAGGUUCAGCAUGACCCCAGCCCCAAGGAGAGUGAGAAGAGCGCCAUGGGGGUGUGAGCUCCUACGGACACCCCCAGGGAUAGAGUCCAACUUGGGGGAACGGAGAGGGCAUCAUGGCCCUGCAAGGCGCUAGGGUGCUGCAUGGCCAUGCCCAGCAGAACCCAGUGGCUGCUGGCUCUCUCUCCUCCCCAGGAGAGCCCUCAGUGGCAUCAGCACCCACUGCUGUCCCCUCCCUGGGGCCUGUCUACCUCCACCUCCCCUGUGGGGUCGGUGCGGCCUGCAGCUUUGGUUUGCAGUAGCAAACCCUGAAAAGUCCUCAGUCCUACUCAGGGUAGACCAGGAAGUCCCCCCACCACAGCCAACUGAGGGGGGCACAGCUCCAGAGCCUGGGUCCCUCAAACCCACCUUCCUUUGGCGAAUGGCAGGAAAUGGGCUGGUGCUCCCUCUCCCAUGCUGAGACAAGGCCCACGGAAGGGGAAGUGGGGCACUGAGUGUCCUUGUGGCUGAACUUGGCACCACUCCUCUCCCCGUCCAGGGCAUCUGUGAAUGAGAUGGAUCCAGAGGAAGGGCUCCCCCCACCCAUCUGCACCCAAUCCUUGGGACACGAGACCCCACACGGGUUCUUCAAAGUCAUGAACACUCCCUGACCAGACACCAGAUGUCCCUGCUUGGCCUCUCGGCCCCUAAGGGGCCACCACACCCUCUGACCUCCAGCACCUGUUACUGCCACCUGGUUCAGGAAGGUGCCCCUCCCUUGUUCCAACUCCACCUCAACCAAAAAAUCUUUGUCCCCGGGUGGGGCUGACAGAGCCCGGGUCAGGUUCCUGGUGCCACACCCCUCCCCCAGCCCUCAGCAGGGGAGGUGCUGUCACCUGACAGAGCCUGAGGUUGGGGCUAAAGGAACCUGCUUGUCCACCGUCUGGGUCCUUGGGUUACCAGGUGGCUCAGGAAGAGCAGGU
Messenger RNA from Ochotona curzoniae (black-lipped pika), 2498 nucleotides. RefSeq names its product solute carrier family 35 member C1 (gene SLC35C1). Gene Ontology annotation, biological process: GDP-fucose import into Golgi lumen; protein O-linked glycosylation via fucose. Bases 499 to 1596 code for a protein of 365 amino acids. Gene Ontology annotation, molecular function: antiporter activity. The transcript is spliced from 2 exons. Gene Ontology annotation, cellular component: Golgi apparatus. The record is from RefSeq and is a predicted model, not a curated record. Lineage: Eukaryota; Metazoa; Chordata; Mammalia; Lagomorpha; Ochotonidae.